This is a messenger RNA of Arvicola amphibius (Eurasian water vole), 1894 nucleotides long. RefSeq names its product transmembrane protein 98 (gene Tmem98). The transcript is spliced from 8 exons. The coding region runs from base 447 to 1280 and encodes 277 amino acids. NCBI's taxonomy places the organism in Eukaryota, Metazoa, Chordata, Mammalia, Rodentia, Cricetidae. Gene Ontology annotation, cellular component: endoplasmic reticulum. The record is from RefSeq and is a predicted model, not a curated record.
AAGAGAGGGGACGGUGCCUUGAUCAUUUUCAUGGAGCACCUCAGCCGUCAGAAAGCCACCCCGAUCCCUGGCACAGUGGAGCUAGCUGGGCUGCAGUGUGGUUACUGUGUGAAGCUUGCUUUCUUCACAAGAUGUUUGGAUCUCGUUGUGCUUGUUUGUAGAGGAAGAACGCUGGGAUAAUACUUCCAAGUCACCCAGCUUCAGUGAAUGCUCCUAAUAUCUUGGACAUACUGGGCUGUCUGGAUGAUUGGCACCUGGAUCAGGGGAGCCUGAAGGCAUUGAGACCAUCUUUGAACAACUUCAGAAGAUCUGUCAUCCACAGAGAUGUCCUUGUAGCAAUCAUUUGGAGCCUCUCAGAAGAGCUUUUGAGUAAAUGAGGCUGCCCUGAAUGGCCCUGGAGUUGAAAUGACUACACUUGUCAAGCAAAACAAAACAAAACAAUAACAAUGACAAAAACUCAGCUAUGUCAGAGGGCUGCUCUGAAGGACAAGUGUCUGAAAAAUCACCUGCAGUAUUGGGAGUUUACUGCUGCUUGCCCGGCCUCAGCUUCCACCUGCUCAGAGGAUGUGAGUGGACUGUAUUCGGGAGCCCCUGGAAGCAUGGAGACGGUGGUGAUCGUCGCCAUAGGUGUGCUGGCUACCAUCUUCCUGGCCUCGUUUGCUGCCUUGGUGGUGGUGUGUAGGCAGCGCUACUGCCGGCCCCGAGACCUGCUACAGCGCUAUGAUUCCAAGCCCAUUGUGGACCUCAUUGGUGCGAUGGAGACCCAGUCUGAGCCCUCCGAGCUAGAGCUGGAUGAUGUUGUCAUUACCAACCCCCACAUCGAGGCCAUUCUGGAGAAUGAAGACUGGAUUGAAGAUGCCUCGGGCCUCAUGUCCCACUGCAUCGCUAUCUUGAAGAUUUGUCACACUCUGACAGAAAAACUUGUUGCCAUGACAAUGGGUUCUGGGGCCAAGAUGAAGACUUCAGCAAGUGUCAGUGACAUCAUUGUGGUGGCCAAGCGGAUUAGCCCCAGAGUGGACGAUGUCGUGAAGUCAAUGUACCCGCCACUGGACCCCAAACUCCUGGAUGCACGGACAACUGCCCUGCUUCUAUCCGUCAGUCACUUGGUGCUAGUGACCAGGAAUGCCUGCCACCUCACCGGGGGCCUGGAUUGGAUCGACCAGUCUCUGUCUGCUGCUGAGGAGCACCUGGAAGUCCUCCGAGAGGCAGCCCUGGCUUCUGAGCCAGAUAAAGGCCUUCCCAACCCUGAGGGUUUCCUGCAGGAACAGUCGGCCAUUUAAUCUGCAAGGCUCUGGUCCCUGCCCCUGCCUGGCUCUGCCGAGCCUUCCACUUCCUGUAGAUCGAGUUGUUCUCUGGGGCUCUGGCAUCCAGCCCCCCGGUGCAGAGCAAAGCUGAGAGCCUGGAUGCCUCCGCUGCAAUGGCAGACGGUGGCUGGCGAGUGGCAGUGUAAUACCACAGUUAGGGGAGAUGCCUUGGACCGCGCCAGCAGAAUGCGGAAAGCUGCACUAGAACUGCUAGGUUUAGUGCAUUUCAUGUUUCCAAAAAAACUGAGUGGCCCUCUAAGAAUCAAGAGGCUUUACAUUAAAUUAGAAUUCCUGGCUUCUGAAAAUCAAGGUGUGGCAACUCGGGUCUGCGUUUUAGAAAACAAUCAGAACUAGGCUAGGAUCACCUCUUUGGGUGAUCCUUGAACUCCCCUGGCUGGUUUAUGUACAGAACCUGGUCCCUGAAGCAUCCGAGCCCCCUCACCACCCACCCCCAUACCCUGUGUCUUCCUGUUUCCCAUUUGUGUUAGAAGCCGAGGGAUAUGAAGUUGAUUGUUUCCCUUUUUAUCACUGUGCCUGCAAUUUUCCUUUACAACCACUAGGUGAAUAGUAAACUUGUUCUGUUUUCCUCA